Miscanthus lutarioriparius is the source of this 2691-nucleotide messenger RNA. The record is from the annotation of a GenBank genome assembly. Lineage: Eukaryota; Viridiplantae; Streptophyta; Magnoliopsida; Poales; Poaceae.
AUGGAGGAGAGUGGCAGCACCAGCGGAAGGCGGGAGGACGCGGCGCCGACGUGGAGGCCGAGCGAGGCCUCGGCGUUCAGCCGUUUUGCGGCGGCCGCUGCUUCGCCGGAGGCGUCCCCGUCGGCCUCCGCCAAUGGGGCUGCUGCCCGCGUCAGCAGCCUUCAUGGGGUCAAGCGGAAACCGUUUGUUGCACGAUUAACAGCAGGCAUCAUUCAGACAUAUCUACAAUGUGAUCCUGAGUUUAAGUACUCAGAGGUUCUAAAUCCAAAACGCUUCCUCACGAGUCCCUCUACCCCAGCCCACAAUGAUGGACUUGACAAUGCAAAUUGGGACCUCAUAUUGUACGUCAACUUGGAGUUGGUUAAUAAGAUGUCAAACAGGAGGUUUAUUGUCAAGGAAAUGCUUGGGCAGGGAACUUUUGGUCAAGUAGUUAAGUGCUGGGACACAGAAACUAACGACUAUGUUGCUGUGAAGGUGAUAAAAAACCAGCCUGCAUUUUACCAUCAAGCUAUCAUGGAGGUUUCACUAUUAAGAACGUUAAAUCAAAAUUUUGAUCCUGAUGAUCAGCAUAAUAUUGUCCGAAUGCUUGAUUAUCUGUCAUUUCAGAAUCAUUUGUGUAUAGCUUUUGAGAUGCUGGGUCAAAACCUGUACGAACUGCUCAAAAGGAACCACUUAAGAGGUCUUAAACUGAAAUAUGUUCAAGCCUUCUCAAAACAGAUAUUGGAUGCCAUGGUUGUGAUGAGAGAAGCUGGAAUAAUUCAUUGUGAUCUGAAGCCAGAAAAUAUCCUGUUAGCUCCCAGUGUCGCAACAGCUGCAGCAGUGAAAGUUAUUGAUUUUGGAUCAGCAUGCCUGGAGGGUAAAACGGUUUACUCAUACAUCCAGAGCCGCUAUUACAGGUCUCCAGAGGUUCUCCUUGGCUAUCCAUAUACUACUGCGAUCGACAUGUGGUCGUUCGGCUGCAUAGUUGCUGAACUGUUUCUAGGCUUGCCAUUGUUUCCUGGAGCAUCAGAAUAUGAUGUGCUUCAGCGGAUGAUGAAAAUUCUCGGGGGCCAACCACCAGAUGAACUGCUAAGGGAAGCUAAAAACACUAUAAGGUUUUUUAAACAUGCUGGAAGUAUAUAUCCUGGCAAUGAGGCACCUACUGGUCUUUCUAGUGCAUACAGAAUUUUAAGUGAAGAAGAGGUUGAAGUGAGAGAUUCCAAGAGGCCAAAGAUGGGAAAGUGGUACUUCCCACACCUGAAGCUUGACAAACUCAUAUGUACCUAUCCUUGGAACAAUUCCGAACUGACAGAGACAGAAAAAACAGAUCGUUUGGGAUUAGUUGAUUUCUUGAAGGGACUCCUUGAAUUUGAUCCAAAUAAGCGAUGGUCACCAUUGCAGGCUCUAUAUCAUCCAUUCAUAACAGGCGAAUCGUUCACCGGUCCAUAUGAGCCUGUACCUGAGACUGCAAGAAUUCCUGUUGCUCGUGCUGCAGCAAUUGAUCACAAUCCUGGUGGGGGCCACUGGCUACAUUCAGGUCUUUCCCCGCAGGUUGGAAGUGUGAACAGAUACCUACCUGUGAAUAAUGCCUACCCUCCAAAGGUUCCUUUUUCUUAUGGGAGUAGUUAUGGAAGCUAUGGUAGCCAUGGUAGCUAUACCGGUAAUCCUGGUUUUGGUAACAGCUACGGAAGCACUGGUGACGUUAAUGCUAUCAAUAUGUAUUACUCACCCUUAGGUUCUUCUGGAUUAGCACAAAUUGGCUCUAGUCCAGAUGUUAGAUUAAGGAUGCGUUUCCCGCAUGAUAGAGGAAUUCGAUUGAGUCCUGGUAGUCUUGGGCCUAUGUCUCUUGGAGCCAGUCCAUCGCAGUUUACGCCACCAAACUACCAGAUGCAAAUCCCAGCUAAUUCUACUGGGAAGCAUGGUUCCAGUUCUCCUGCGAGUGGAGGCAUUCAUGGUUCUCCAUUAGGAAAAGCUGCAGCAGUGGGCCCAUACAACAUGAGGAGGAAUUUGCCAAUGCCGCCACAUGAUUAUGUAUCUCAGCAUGGACAAGGGCGUUUUGGAGAUGGUGUCAGUUUCAGUCAUUCUGAUGCCUAUGCUCGAGGACAUACAGGCCACUCUCAUAAUGCAGCAGGACCUAGUUCUUGUCAUUCUGGUUGGAGACCACAAAUAGGUUCAAGGAGUGGUAUUUCCUUGGAGGCCUCGUCUAGUCAUGUGCCUUCACAGGCUCCAUCACAAUCAUUUGACUUUUCAGCUUCAUCAGAACUUGAUCCUGCUAAUUGGGACCCUAAUUAUAGUGAUGAGUCACUAUUGCAAGAAGACAACUCACUGUCAGCUGAUCUAAGUAGCAAUCUCCACUUUAGAGAUGCAGGUGGCCAAGGAGCGGAUCUAUCAGAUCAGCAAAUUUCCAAGGCCAUGUCUUUGCUACAUCUAACCCUGUACCAACAAACCAAAGGAGUGAGUGCCCAUUCUAGUGUUCCCAUCAACUACGGUGGUUACAACCCUCCAAACUAUCCUCAGCAAAAUCUCCGUCCCCGUCAUGGACAGCCUAUUCUUCAUCAGCGAUAUAACCAGGCAACUUCCAGUCCAAUGCGGCCAAUGGGAAGCCAUCACAGUGGGCAGCCUGCAUGGCCUAGUAGUUUUGGCAUCGGCAACGGAGUGCCCUGGGGUAAUCUAUCCACUCCUUUAAGAAAUGUUCGGUUUGAGAGGGAAUGA